AUGCGAGGACGGCGGAUCGGGCCAGCUGAGCCGUGGGCGGUGCUGCAGUGCUCUCUCACCGCCUGCUCCCGCAGCCUCGGCCCCACGGCUCCUGUGCCGCCCUGGAAUAAUUCAGAUAAUGGAUUACUUGAAUAUCAUAAACAUUUAGGGUUUAACAGAUUUGUUACAUACAGACGUUGUAUCAUGGAUUUAAAAGACCAUAGCCAGCGGGCAGCGGCGGGCGGAACGACCGAGGGGCGGCGCGGGCUGGGCGGCGGGUGCGGCGGUCCGUGCUUCCUCGUGGUGGAGGGCUGGGGUUCGCCGGAGACGCCGGGUUGCUCCGCGUUGCCCGGUUACCGAGCGCGUGCCCCGCGCCCGCUCUUCCGCCCGGGCCGCCCUCGGCGCCGCCUGAGCCGUGGUGCGGGCUGCGCGGGGCGUCGGUUCCGCGGAAGCCUGGGUAGGGCGCUGCGUGCGGGACUCUCGUCGCUCGUGGACGGGGCGCGAGCGCGCGGGGGACGUAGGGCGCCGACCUGGGGCUCCCCGGCGCUCCGGCUCCGCUCAGGGCGCCCGCUCAGGGGCCUCCGGCGCGAGGCCCCCUUUCUGGUCAAGAUGGCGGCGCCCAGGCGGGCCGCGCCGAGCUCCGAGGGCGUCGUCAGCCCUGCUCCCGGGGCUCACAACUUCUCCGGUAGUCGGCUUCAGCAGUGCGCAGAGAGAGCAGUGGACGACAGCUUCCGUCGGCAUCUUCUAUCAAGCAGUUUUGGAGUAGCGCCUCAGAUGAAGACACUGAGGAAGAGAAAAGUUAAGAAUUUGCCUAUGAUCAGUUAUCCAUCUGUUCAGCCAGUGCACAAAUUACACUGCCCAACUCCAAGAUCAGGACCACACAAUGAAGAACUUGGAGUCCCCGUGGCUAGUCCAGCAGAGAGAAAAGGAGAAACAGAGAUGCGAGAGAAAAUAAAGGGAACUCUUGGUGCAAUUUGGUGCUGCUGCAGGCCCAAGUCCAGCCUUUCCAAACUUAGUGUGGAGAAACUGAACAAAUGCAAGCACAAAGGUAUGACUUCACCUCCUGACAAAGAAGGAGGAGGAGAUUCCUGCCCAGACUGAUGUCCCAAAGAAACAACCAUGAUUGUGAGGCAUGGCAUCCAGGGGGAGUUAAAGUCUUACUAUUUUAGCUCUUCAUCAGGCUCCAGGUCCAAGAUCAUGUCUAGAGCUUGUCUACAGUGAGGCACCUGCUCAUUGAGUUGACUAAGAUUAAAUUUGUCCUGGAUGGAGUCUUCAUCCACUUCACAGAAGAAUUCAUAGUCAUGGAGUCCACAGAACCAGUAUAAAUAACACUUCCGGAUGUUUAAAUCAUUUUUUUUAAUUUGUCAUUUAUUUUUCCUUACUGAUUUCCUGAUGCUUCUUUGUCUCUGUAAUUUUGCUUUCUUGAGUGAUCAUAAAAGUCUUUGAAA
Molecule: messenger RNA, 1427 nt
Organism: Lagenorhynchus albirostris (white-beaked dolphin)
Lineage: Eukaryota; Metazoa; Chordata; Mammalia; Artiodactyla; Delphinidae
Exons: 7
Coding region: 1-1080 (359 amino acids)
Source: RefSeq, a predicted model, not a curated record